CUCCGCGCGGUGCACUCUGGGCCUGCCCCGCCAUGUUCCGCUGUGCCGCGAUGCCGGGAGCGUUGUCCGGCUGCCAUCGUCACUAGAGACCGAGGCUGUGCGAAGAGUGGGAGGGCCAACAGCGGGGGAGGCAUCGCACAGUGCGGGGGAGCGAACUGAGAAGCUCGGCGGGGACCGAGGCCGCCACUCGGAGCGGCGCCAUGGCGGCUCGGGACAGGAAGCUGCCGACCGCUGAGCGGGUGGUGAAGUCUGUCCCCUUUCCACCAACCAAUCAUUUGACAUUUGAGGAGAUUUUCAAUGUUGAUGGCAAACCCAAGGUGGACGUUUUGAAAAAUCAUUUAAUUAAAGAAGGUCGUGUGGAUGAAGAAAUUGCACUUAGAAUUAUUAAUGAGGGAGCUGCAAUUCUGAGGAGAGAAAAGACAAUGAUUGAAGUUGAAGCACCAAUAACAGUAUGUGGGGAUAUUCAUGGUCAGUUCUUUGACCUGAUGAAGCUGUUUGAAGUGGGAGGGUCACCAGCCAGCACCAGAUACCUCUUCCUUGGCGAUUAUGUGGACCGAGGAUAUUUCAGCAUAGAGUGUGUUCUCUAUUUGUGGACUCUCAAGAUUCUAUACCCAAGUACUUUAUUCCUUUUACGAGGGAAUCACGAAUGCAGACACCUCACAGAAUAUUUCACAUUUAAACAAGAAUGUAAGAUCAAAUAUUCUGAAAGAGUGUAUGAUGCCUGCAUGGACGCUUUUGACUGCCUUCCUCUUGCUGCACUUCUGAACCAGCAAUUUCUUUGUGUUCAUGGGGGGCUUUCACCAGAAAUUCAUAGUUUAGAAGAUAUUAGAAGAUUAGAUAGGUUUAAGGAGCCACCUGCUUUUGGGCCAAUGUGUGACUUGUUGUGGUCAGAUCCUUCAGAGGAUUUUGGAAAUGAAAAAACGCAAGAUCACUUCAGUCAUAAUACAGUGCGGGGAUGUUCCUACUUCUACAGCUACCCAGCUGUCUGUGAAUUUCUUCAAAAUAAUAAUUUGCUAUCAAUUAUUCGUGCUCAUGAAGCCCAGGAUGCAGGCUACAGAAUGUACAGGAAAAGCCAAACCACUGGGUUCCCAUCGUUAAUUACAAUUUUUUCUGCACCAAACUAUUUAGAUGUCUAUAACAAUAAAGCUGCUGUAUUGAAAUAUGAAAACAAUGUGAUGAAUAUUCGACAGUUCAACUGUUCUCCUCAUCCCUACUGGUUGCCUAACUUCAUGGACGUCUUUACGUGGUCGCUGCCAUUUGUCGGGGAAAAAGUAACAGAGAUGCUGGUUAACGUCCUCAACAUCUGCUCUGACGAUGAGCUCAUGUCUGAGGGAGACGAUGCAUUUGACGGCACAGCAGCAGCUCGGAAAGAAAUCAUUAGGAACAAGAUUCGGGCAAUUGGUAAAAUGGCCAGAGUAUUCUCAGUGCUCAGAGAGGAAAGUGAGAGUGUGUUGACACUGAAGGGAUUAACACCAACUGGGAUGCUACCAAGUGGCGUGUUGGCAGGAGGACGACAGACUCUACAAAGUGCCACAGUUGAGGCAAUUGAGGCUGAUGAAGCAAUCAGAGGAUUCUCGCCACAGCACAAAAUCUGCAGUUUUGAAGAAGCGAAAGGCCUGGACAGGAUUAACGAGCGAAUGCCUCCAAGGAAAGACACUCCUCAGCAAGAUGGCAUCAAUUCAGUUAACACGACAAAUACCAAUGAGAACAAUGGAACUGGCAACAGCAACAUACAGUGACCAUGUCCCCAUCACACACUCGCAUUGCCUAAGAUAUCCCUGAAUCACAGCUUCUGAAAUGGCCAAGGCCAGUAUCUAUGUGUUUUUGAACAGCUGAACAAAUUUGAUGAACUUUAAAUGAUCAGAUAUGGUAAAGACAUCCUGCUUUUGAAAGAAGAUUCAUGUGCAUGCAGCAUAUAAUCAAGACUCCUGGACCCUUGGAAAGUCAGUACUGGUUUCACUAAAUCACGUCUAGAAUAGCAUCUCACACCCAUCAACUUCAACACUUAAGUUUACAAGCAGAAUCUUUCUUGAAUAGCUUUAGUUGCUUUCGAUCAGAAUUUGGACAGAAACCCUAAGUAAUGCUGAAGAGCUGACUAUUUAUUGAUGAACAUUGUUUCAUAAUGUCUACUAAAGACAAGUUUUUAAUUUGUAGAAUGGUCUUAAAAAUAACUCUGAGGCUGUAAAAAGGUGUAUUUUAAAUUUGUAAAAUGCCAAAAUGAAUCUAUUGGGUGGCAGGGCCUUGGUAACAUGCUGACCUCAGGUUGUUUCCUUCCAGCAGACAUUAUUGAUCCUGUGUUAUACUUGCUGCAUUGUAGUUUGUAGGAACGUUUCUUGCUUUAAAAGAAACCAAAGCUAUUUAAGCCAGAAAGUUGAUAGUCCUUACAGUCCCGGCACCUGUCAAGUUGACUUUUCAGGCCCCUUUUUAAGUUUUAUCAUGCAUUUUAAAUUAAUAGCCCACACACAAUAUGAAUUGAAAGGUACUUUUAAUUGAAUUUUGUACAUUAUGGAAAGACAUUUGAAUCAUAUCAAAUCUGUAAAGCUUAGCUGUGUAAUUUGUGUAUGCAUGUUUUUCAUUUUUGCAGAUAUUUAAUAUAUAGACAUUUAAUGUACAGGACAGUAAUCUAUAAGAUUACAUAAAUGUAAUGGAUACUUUUUAGUGCAUUGUGAGUAUUCGACUGGCUUAUACUGUGCCGACCCCUGAGUCUGGAAGAGCUUCAGGCAUUUUAAUAUGUUUCUGUUUAUGCGAUGCAAGCUAUGGCCCAGUUUAAAAAACAGGAUUGUGGUGACAGUCUCAAAUCAAGGUUGCAUGUUAAAUUUUUAUAAGAUUGCUUUGUUUAAAUACAUCAUGUCAAAGGUUGUGUUGUGUUCAAUUAGCUAAUGAUUGUCACCCCUUGCCUGGUUGCAUUUUUAUACAUUUACUACCUGGUUAAUUUCUUGUUUUCCCACCAUCAAACACAAUUUUAAACAUAAGGCACAAACAAAAUCAUCUCCCUUUUUUUUUGUUUGCCAUCAGCACAUGUACAUAACUCUCAGCUGGAACGUGUAUGUCUGCUCUAAAAUAUUUAAAUAUUUUAUAGGAUGGUACACAAUAAAUGUUGUGUAUGGGCCACUGCUUUUA
Molecule: messenger RNA, 3120 nt
Organism: Hypanus sabinus (Atlantic stingray)
Lineage: Eukaryota; Metazoa; Chordata; Chondrichthyes; Myliobatiformes; Dasyatidae
Product: serine/threonine-protein phosphatase 2B catalytic subunit beta isoform
Exons: 14
Coding region: 201-1739 (512 amino acids)
Biological process (GO): calcineurin-mediated signaling
Cellular component (GO): calcineurin complex; cytoplasm
Molecular function (GO): calmodulin binding; calmodulin-dependent protein phosphatase activity
Source: RefSeq, a predicted model, not a curated record